Mytilus trossulus (common blue mussel) is the source of this 682-nucleotide messenger RNA. RefSeq lists its product as uncharacterized. The transcript is spliced from 4 exons. The record is from RefSeq and is a predicted model, not a curated record. NCBI's taxonomy places the organism in Eukaryota, Metazoa, Mollusca, Bivalvia, Mytilida, Mytilidae. The coding region runs from base 69 to 614 and encodes 181 amino acids.
AAAUGAAAUAGCACUGACAUAGUUUGUGAGGACCAAAUGGAUAAAUUGUUUUCUUCUGCUUCAGAACCAUGAAUAUGUUAUCAGUAGUCAUUGUACUUGCUGCUGUAGUAACUUUGGGCUCAGCUCGUGUAUACAACAGCAACACCUUGCCAUCAACUCGGAGAUCAUUAGGAUUGAGGGAAUCUAGACUUAACGGAGAUUGGAACAAUGAGCAUCGUAACAGUGGAUUAAAUGACGGACAAUUGACCGGAAGAUGGAACGACGGACAAUUGAGUGGAAGAUUAAAUGACGGACAUUUGAACAGAAGAGUGAAUGACGGACAUUUGAACAGAAGAGUGAAUGACGGACAUUUGACCGGAAGAUUUAUUGACGGACAAUUGAGCGGAAGAUGGAAUGAUGGACAAUUGAACGGAAGAUUGAAUAGGGGACAUCAGAGUGGAGGUUUAGAUAGUGGAAAAAGACUAUACAGAUCUAGAAGAUCAGCUGUUUACAGGCCUCGUAAUUCAUACAGAGGAAACAGAGGAAGUAUCCAUAAUAAUUUUGACAGUGGACGACUUAAUAGAUUGGGUGGCAAUUCAAGAUGGAGAUCGAACACAAGAUAUACACGAUGGUAAUAUUGAAGUUGAGAUGUUCUAAGGAGACAGCAAAAUAUUGUGUGUACAUGAAGUGGGAUAUUCCGUAG